AAAAAAAAAGGCACAGAUGUGCUACAUCUAGAUGUAGCUGUUUAAACCAGACCGCUGCAUUACUGCAAUGUGAUGUUAAAAGAUAAACAUGAACGCCGUGGUUCGAAUUCGAAAAAAUGUACAAUAAAAGAUAUAUGACGUAAUCAGAAUGAGAUUUCUUCAACUGUUUAUUCUCGCCUCUUUAGUCUGGCCAGGAUUUUCUCAAACAUGUCCGGCUAUGGAGUUGUCUUUUAUAAUUGACCUGUCCGACAAUGCUCGCCUGGCAUCAACCAACUUGGUCAACUUUGAUAUACUAGAGGAUCAGCUGAGGAAGAUCUUCAACGAUCCUGUUCUUUACAACAGUGCGAACAUAAGCGUUGAAGCUUUCGGCUAUAAUGACAACCCCUACGAAAUCAUCCCGUACUGGAGUUCUCUUUCCAAUGCGUCAUCUUACUUGUCAAUUCUGCGAAGAAUUCCCAUAUUUAACACAUCGACAACGUUAAAUGGACUAGGGAAAAUGACGGUCGGACCAAGAUAUAACGACAGCAUCAUAUUUCUAGUAACAUCUCAGGGUUCCAACGGGUCUCUCCUGACUCUGACAGCUAUAGAAUAUGCCAAAAUUCUUAAAAACAGAGGGUGGAACAUUCGAGUAAUAGCUUUAAAGAGCGUUAAUGAUUUCAAUAUUUUGGAGUUACAAGGCAUAGAUGCCAACUAUGUCACUGUUUCUACUCUGCCAAAGAGUUAUCUUGGACUGGCUGAUGCUGUCAUUGGGAUUGUGGAACAGAGAUGUUUGAAAUACGUGUCCACCACGACUACAACACUAUCUUCAACAGCAUCGCUAACAACUACAACAUUAUCUUCAACAGAACCGAUAACAACUACAACACCAUCGACAUCAGAAUCAUCACCAGCUACAGCAUUACCAGCAACUACAACAAUAUCCACGCCAACACCACCAACCACUACAACAUUGACAUCACAAUCGACAACAACUACAAUAACAUCUACACCAGAAUCAACUACAACAUCUACUACAUUACCAGCAACUACUACAACAACAUCGACACCAUCCCCAUCAUUAACUACAACAACAUCGACACCAUCCCCAUCAUUAACUACAACAAUAUCGACAUCAUCACCGCCAAUAAUUACAACAAUAUCAAUACCAUCACCAACGACAUCUAUAACAACAACGACACCAUCGCCAACGACAACUACAGCACCAACAACAACAACAACAUUGACACCAUCAUCAAUGACAACUACAGCACCAACAACAACAACAACAUUGACACCAUCGCCAACAACAACUACAGCACCAACAACAACAACAACAUUGACACCAUCAUCAACGACAACUACAGCACCAACAACUACAACAACAUCGACACAAUCAACAACAACAACUACAGCACCAACAACAACAACAACAUUAACACCAUCGUCAACAACAACUACAGCACCAACAACAACAACAACAUUCACACCAUCAUCAACGACAACUACAGCACCAACAACUACAACAACAUCGACACAAUCAACAACAACAACUACAACGACUUUGACACCAGAAUUAACAAAAACUACAGCGCCAACAACUACUACAACGACAUUGACACCAGAAUCAAUAUCAACUACAUCACCAACAAGUACAACUACAUCAGCACCAACAACAACACCAACAUCUACAUCAACAACUACUACAGCACCAUCGACAUCUACAAUGUUCUUAUCAACUACGACACAAAUAAGUACAAUACAAUUAACAACUGCAACACCGACAAAUGCAACAUCGAUAAGUACAGCAACGUUAACAACUACACCACCAACAACAACUACAAUACCAUCAACUGCACCAACAACUACGCCGACACCAUCUACAACGACAUCAAUAUCAACUACUACACCAAGAACAAGUACAUCCCUACCAACAUCCCUACCAGCAUCACCAACAACUACAGCACCAAUCACAGCAACAACAACACAAUCAUCAACUACACUAUUAUCAACAACUACAGCACCAUCAUCGACUACAAUGUUAUCAACAAGUACUGCACUCGUUUCAACUACAACAUCACCAACAACUAAUACAACUUCAGCUAUAACAACACCAAACACAGCGGCAUCGAUAACUACACCAUUACCUACAACUACAACAUCAUCUGCAUCACAAUCACCAUCAACAUCUACGACAUUGUCAAUUCCAACUACAACAUUUUCAACAAGAAUUUUAACAACCUCAUGGAGUCCACCAAACGAAACGCAAUCGACAACAUCUGCACCAGUUGGAACGCCAACAUAUAAAGAAUGUGGAAAGAUGCAGUUGCUGUUCCUGUUGGACAUGUCCCAGGUUGCUUAUGUGUCUGCAACAAGUCGCUCUGAUCGGACGUUGGAUAUACUGGAGAAUCAACUAAAACUUAUUUUCAUCUAUUUGUCGCUCUAUCCCAGAGUUCAAAUCAGAGUCGAAGCCAUUGGAUACAGUGCAAAUCGAUCUAUACACAUUCUACCUCACUGGACAGAGCCAUCAAAAGCAAGCAAGAAACUCUGGAAGCUGAAACAGUUCCCAAACACUGAUGCUUGGAGCAGCUCUGGUUUUACAAACAUACAGUCUAGACCAAAAUAUGUCAACAAUAUUCUGUUCUACGUGACAUCACAAACAACAAACAAUGAUACAAACAGAGACCAAACUCUAAAAGAUGUCAAUAGAGUCAAAGCAAUGGGAUGGAAUGUUCGGGUGUUUGCUCUCAAGACUUCAAGCUCCGUUAUUGACCUGAAUGAGCUGGCUGACAUAGACAAGAGUUUCAUAACUAUUUCAGACGAACCCAAGCGUUAUACGGGACUGUCAAGGGGAGUGACCAAAAUACUUAAAUCUGCGUGCAAAGAAUUCAACAAUGAGACAUUACCUCCCUGUAAAACUAAAGGGAGAAAAUCUCGAGCCCAUCAAGACUAAAGAUCUAGAUAAAAGCGAAUUCGUCUUUUCUAUUUUACCAAUCAGGAAUUAUCUCUAUAUUAACACAAUUAACUUUUACCGUAACCACAGAAGCAUUUUUUUGAUAAAAAGUGUCUUAUUAAUUGUUAUUUCUUAUGUAUUUUCACCUUAGACUACCAAUAGGCUUUUUAUGUUGACUGCAUGUUAUUGUUAAGAAAGGGGAAAUUCAAAUAUGUCUCAUAUGGCUGAUAUUUUGUUACAUUGCUCUUGCAUUACUGUUUGUUUUUAAAGUGUUUAAUAAAAGAGAUGUGAGUACACAAAA
Molecule: messenger RNA, 3230 nt
Organism: Biomphalaria glabrata
Lineage: Eukaryota; Metazoa; Mollusca; Gastropoda; Planorbidae
Product: mucin-2-like
Exons: 10
Coding region: 149-2929 (926 amino acids)
Source: RefSeq, a predicted model, not a curated record